Molecule: messenger RNA, 3760 nt
Organism: Frankliniella occidentalis (western flower thrips)
Lineage: Eukaryota; Metazoa; Arthropoda; Insecta; Thysanoptera; Thripidae
Product: clavesin-2
Exons: 7
Coding region: 256-1317 (353 amino acids)
Cellular component (GO): membrane
Molecular function (GO): phosphatidylinositol bisphosphate binding
Source: RefSeq, a predicted model, not a curated record
UAUGUUGCUAUACCUGCAAAAGUCACAAAAAUGUUGGUCCAUUUGAUCUGAGAAAAUGCACGGGAAGCCUUCAGUUUAUUUAUUCAUAUCUUAACACAAAUAUGGGAUGCCUACUAUUUGUAAGAAUCGAUUGAAGAAAUAAAAUUCUUAACCGUACAGAGUAUUUCGGCAUAAGAACUGAAGAAAUGGUUAGCUAGUCUGUUAAGUUUCGAAGGUUAUAAUAACCUUCUGCUACAUUUGGACAAAUCCGUGAAGAUGGCAGAGUAUACUGAAUACGCAUUCGGGAUGCGAAUGGAUGCUAACUUUCCCAGUCUGAGUGCAGGUGUUACUCUCCCUAAAAAGGAAGUUUUAACAUCUGAUCAAUCCCUGAAGGCUAUUCGCACUCUAAUAGCGUCAAAACCAGAUGUCGAAUUUGCAAGAACUGACGAUGACUUUUUGUUAAGAUUUCUUCAUGCUCGUAAGAUGAAUAUCCAGGAGAGUUUUCAGCUGCUAGUUAAUUACUAUUCAUAUCGUCAUCGUAACCGACAUCUUUUCAUUCAUCUGAAUGCUCAAGAUGAAUCCAUUCAACAAGCUUUAAAGGAUGGAUUUCCUGGUGUCCUUCAACAGCGAGACAGGAAGGGACGAUGUGUGUUGGUAAUAUUUACUGCACAUUGGGAUCAUUGUAACUACUCAUUGAUUGCUGUGUACCGAGCUCUAUUACUUACACUUGAGAAGCUUGUGGAAGAGAAACAAAAUCAGCUGAAUGGAUUUGUUGUUGUCGUGGACUGGACAGAUUUUUCUUUUCGUCAAUCUUCCAAUCUGAAUCCGAAAGUUCUAAAACUCAUGAUUGAGGGGCUUCAAGAUUGCUUUCCAGCCCGCUUUAAAGGAAUCCACUUUAUUAAUCAGCCAUGGUAUGUGGAGGCACUUCUGACUAUGAUUCGCCCUUUUCUGAAAGAAAAAACUAAAGAAAAGAUUUACAUGCAUGGAAAUAACAUGAGUACUCUUCAUGAGUAUGUUAGUAAGGAUAUCUUGCCAGCUGAACUUGGAGGAGAGGGACCUUCUUUUAAUCCCACAGUAUGGUCUGAUAAACUUUUAGAGGAAAGUUUGAAAACAUCAGAGGACCCUCAAAAUGACACAACCUUAAAUGAAUCUAGAAGUGAGUCUCCCAGCAGUAGCUCAGACUCAGAUGAGUCUGCAAAAAAAACUACCAAUGUCCAUGUGAGGAAGUCUGAAACUGUUCCAGAUACGUUGAGUGGUAAUCAGUUUUUUAAAAAACCUCUGGCCCGGAAGGUCAGUCACACCAUCACUCCAAUUUCUUCCUCCACCGAUAAAUCUUAAUAAUGCAUGUUACUAUACAUUGUUAAUGACAAUUACAUAAUCACAGGGACAGUUUGGAUAGAAAUUUUAUGUUUGUGAUGUACAUUCCCAUGUUGGACCAAUGUAGGUUGUUUGUACCCACAGCCAAAUGUUUACUAACUUGUCACAUGAGUGCCAAUCCCUUAAUUUAAAAAAGAAGCAGUGUUUUGCAUCUGACUGUUCAUCAGUGUGAUGGUGUUUAUCCAGUCUUCCACUUUCGGAAUUUUUGUGGUAUGUGUAACCUGUAAUAUAUUACAAUGCUUUUAUCUAUCGCUAUGCGUUAUUUUGCACUAUGUUUAUUUGAUGUGCAGAAUAAUGUUGACAGGUUGUGAGAUAAUUUAAUCUUUGCUUACUGAAUGUUUCUUCUGUAUUAUGGUGAGGUAAUGUAGAUCUGAGAGAAUAGUGCAAGCAAUUGUGACGAUAUUUGCCAUUGCUCUAUUUUUCAUAAUAUUUUUAAACGCUUGUCUAUUGACCUUUUGUUAAAAGUUAGAGGAUGAUUCUGCGGGCACCGUAUUAUUUUUUUUGGUUGGGUAGCAAUUUUAUAUGUAUUAUUAUACCCGUGAUAACAGUAAUUGCAAUGAGUAAUUGUUGAUCAUAUAGAUCUGAAAACUUGCACCCUUGUACUGUACUUGUAUGGUACUGUCAAAGGAUAUGUGAUGUGGUAUCUUUUUAUUCUUACAGGUAUUUUUCUUUUAAGCUGAAUAUCUCUAUUUUUGUUUUUUUUUGCACACUCUCUUCUUUAGGUAAUCUCAAAUAUUACAUUUUUUUUACUGUACCUAUAAUUUUUGAUUGUGAUGUAUUUUAAACCAUUUUAUGGUAAUGUGAAAUUAUUUGUGACGCCUAGUUUAUUGUCCAUAUUUACAGUAUUACCAUUUUCUAUCAAAUUGACACUUUGUCUUUAAAUAUUUUUGUUGUUUUAACUGUAAGUGUUGCAUUUGUUUCACUUUUAUCUCUUUUAAUGUUGUAGUUGUUUAUUGAUAUGAGGUUGUGUUACCUUAUUUUUGGUUUUGGUGCUUUUUUCUUUUUUGUUGAUUUGUUGUUAUAAAACAAAUUCUAUUUCCUUUCGACGGCUCCUUGCAACAACAUCCUAUCUGCAAAUUGUGUCAUCAUUCCCCCUCCCUUCCGCUCACUUAUCAACGACAGGUGAGAGGAGGUGAAGGGUUAUGACGACACAAUUUGCAGAAAGGAUGUUGUUGCACAGAGCCGUGGUUUUGUUUGUUUGUUUUCCUUUUUCUUCUUUAGUGGCUUGUCUCUUGUUAAGUUUUUUUGCCAGUCUUUGUUGAGAAAAUUCUAAUGAAAUUGAAAAUUUCAAAAACACCGCAAUUCAAUAACUCUGUUGUUCAUAUGAUUUUCUAUUUGAGGUAUUCCAAUUGUACUGUGUUAUGCCUGCCUGUGUAAUGAUGUAGAAACCUUGUUUUGAUGGGCCUGAAGAUUCAUUUAGUUCCUAUAGUUCUGGUAUACCCCCUAAAAUUAAGUAACUCCAUUUUAUGUCAAAUUCUGUCAAUCUCAUUUUUCUUGUCAUGUGUUGUAUGUACUUAAGAUGUGCAGUUUAUUAUUUUUUUAGACUUACAUAUUUAGGUCACUGCCUAUGGCGUGGUUUUGCCCUACUAUGACUCUUGAUUUUAAAUUAUUUACCCAUUUAUUUAUCGACUUGUAUGUAUUAUCUUGUUGGUAUGUUAGCCUCAUCUUUAAGUGGAUAAUGCAGAGGUGGUGUCUAAAUCUCCUAGUUGGAUCCUUAAGAGGCUCUAGAAGCUUUUUUCAGUGGUGCAGGGCACAGCGUGCUUACGGGUGGACACUAGGGUAUCUCUGACUGUCGAAACCUGAUCAUCUCUGUUUCUGGGUAAUUUGUAUACCCAUGUGAAUAAAUAUAUGUAUAUUAUAAUUCCAGACUGCUUUUAUAGUAGGAGCUAUAUGUUACCAGUAUUGUGUGGCGUUGGCCUAUUUGUUAAUCCAAUGCAGUGUGACGUUUAGUUUUUGCAUGUACCUGAAUUUGAUUUGGUAGCAAAUUUUCGCUGGCCUGGAUUAUCUGACCUAUAGUACCCAGCAGGGUGUGUGUUGUUACACAACAAUUGGAGCCUUCCUCCGUUUUAAAAGUACUUUCCAAGAAUGGUUUUAUUUUUUCUGCCCAUCACUUUUUGGAAAAAUAUUCUAUUCAUAGUCUACAGGCUUUCAGACCAAAAUUUAAAUUGCUCUUCUCUUUUUCCCAUGGCUUUGAAUAAGGGAAUUAUUUGAUUAAAGCUGGGAAUUUUCAGUCUAAAAAUGAGUUUCUCAAAAACUGAGAAACAGACCAAAAGAUUAAAAAAAAAAAAAAAAAAAUGCGCUUAGGACUGGUGACAGAGAAAACAUUUACAAUGUACAUUUCAGUUGUUUCAUGACACACCCGGGUGCUGGUCUUCUUGAAAUAAAAUCACAUCAACCACAUCAA